AACCUUAAUUCUUUUUAUUCUUCUCUAUUGCCGCGAGUGCACCGUUAUAUUUCCCGUUGUUUUUGGACUGGAAGACAAUCGGAGUUCACAAUGGCGUUCUUCAUCGAUGGAAAGGAUUGCAUGAUCUCGGAAUGGAUCUUGCUGGCAGCCUCUUAUGUCUUCGUCGGUCUUCGUAUCUACGCGCGUCUCUUCCGUGCGCGUGAGAAGUUGGCUUGGUCCGAUUACCUUCUUCUUCUGUCCGCCGUUAAUGCUCUCGCCCUCAUCAUCUGCGACACUCUGACUUUCCAGAUGGGUGUCAUGGAUGAGUAUGAGACAUCUGUCAAGCUCUCCAAGAUCUCCUUCGCUUCCAACUACUUUUACGAUGUCGGCAUGGGUUUCCCCAAGAUGAGCAUGCUUGCUUUUUACUGGGCCUACUUCCUCCCCUCCACCGGCAUGGGCUCCGGUAUGCGAAAGGCUCUGUAUGGCAUCACUGCCUUUGUCUGCGCAUCAUACAUGGCGAUCCUUUGGGACGACACUUUCUUCUGUGGAAAGGAUGUUUCCAUUCAGUGGUCUCAGGAGGAGGGUGCUUGCAGUGUCUUCUAUGCACCUGAGCCCUUCAUUCUCAACUUUACCCUGAACUUGGCCUGUUAUCUUGCCGUAUACGCCCUCCCUCUCAUCCUGCUGGUCCAGGGUGUUCUUCAGCCUUCCAAGGGUGUCACUUUUACCUUUGUCCUUGGUGCUCUGACUAUCUGCACUACUAUUGUGCGAUUUGUGACUCUCAAGGUUGGCACUGGCCAAGAGAAUCUUGUUUACCCUAUGAGUAUGCUUGAAAUGGCACUUGCUAUUACUGUCGUCGCCCUACCAGGCUUGAAGCCACUUGUAGAUCGCUCCCCAAAGCAUGAGACGAGGAGCGAGGUGUUUGAGAUCAAGAACUAA
Molecule: messenger RNA, 915 nt
Organism: Fusarium odoratissimum NRRL 54006
Lineage: Eukaryota; Fungi; Ascomycota; Sordariomycetes; Hypocreales; Nectriaceae
Exons: 5
Coding region: 91-915 (274 amino acids)
Source: RefSeq, a predicted model, not a curated record